UAUUGUGGUGCACAAGAUUGAUUUGACAAACCCAGGCCUCUCCAGACAUGAUGAGACAAGCAAGCACAUGGAGAGACAGAUUAACACUUGCUUUAUUCUACUGAUAUGAAACUGUGUUGUGAAUAUGGCAUCUUCUGGAAACUGAACCCUGUGAUAACCUGUGGUAUUGAUUUCUCUUUCUGGGGAUCAACACGAAAGAAUCAGCUGAUAGGAAAAGUAUUGUUGAGGACCUGAUUUGCCAUGGCUGAGCAGCAGAGGCAGCGCACUCUCUCCACCUCUGGAGAAUCACUCUAUCAUGUGCUCAGUGUCGACAAACUGGCCACUGUCGAUGACAUCAAGAAGUCAUACAGGAAAUUGGCAUUGAAAUAUCACCCUGACAAGAAUCCUGACAACCCUGAGGCAGCUGAUAAGUUUAAAGAGAUAAACAAUGCCCAUGCCAUUCUUAACGACCCAACAAAGAGAAACAUCUAUGACAAGUAUGGCUCUCUGGGACUGUAUGUGGCUGAACAGUUUGGUGAAGAGAACGUCAACACUUACUUUGUCCUGUCCAGCUGGUGGGCCAAGGCUCUGUUUAUUUUCUGUGGCCUGGCUACAGGCUGCUACUUCUGCUGUUGCCUGUGCUGUUGUUGUAACUGCUGCUGUGGGAAGUGUAAACCACGGCCACCUGAGGGACAGGAACAGGAAUUCUAUGUCUCCCCUGAAGACUUAGAGGCCCAACUGCAGUCUGAUGAGAGAGAGGCAGGUGGAGGUGAGCCCAUCGUGAUGCAGCCCACGUCUGCCACAGAAACCACCCAGCUAACGUCUGACGGUUACCAUACUACUUACCACACUGACACCGGCUUCAAUUAAAUGCCCCACUCUCUUCACCUCCACCCUGGGGAUUGUCUCUCACCACUCUGCGUCAUCUCCCCAAGAGGAAAAAAAAAAUGAAUGGAAAGAAUCCUUCAACUACAAUUAAAAAAGCCUGUUUUUGAGAGGAGGAAAGCCGAAAGCUGAAUUCUUUAGCGUAUCCUGUCCCUUAUUCAUGCACCACUUCCAUCACCCACACAAGAGUUGCUCACAUUCGCCUCACCGUACCGUAGUUUAUAAAACGAGCUUAAGAAAAAAGAUUAAAAAAAGAUCCUGUUGUUGACCCUGAUCUCUUUGUUGCCUUUGACCUCCAAUCUUGCCUUCCACUCGUUCCCUUGCUCCUCCAGCCAGAUUUGCUCGUCGUCCUGUGGCAUGCACUGUUCCUUGACUUCGUUUUUGGUAUAUUUAUUGACAUGAAAUGUUUGUUCCCAUUUAUAAGUACUUGAGUGUGGUUUAAAUUUGACUCUGUGAACUUGCCAUAGGUGUUGGAAGACUAGUGCGACUGCGCUGAGAAACAGCAGGAAUAUAUUGCAUUUUUAAAAUCUCAAAUAUUCUGUUCGCAUACCUCACCAAUAUUCCUGGUUUGAAUCUUCCGUGUCCCUGUAGGCAAUUUGAUCUGCUUUGUGUCAUGAAAUUGAGUUCAGUUUUGAAAUUAACAGCAACAUUCAACGUUAAUUGGGUUCUUUGGAUUAUUUUGCUUUGUUUAUCCAUAAGUAGUGUUGUUUUUUGUUUUAUUCGAGCUUUUUCAGAGAGAGAUACAAAUGAUGCAAUUUCUAAUAUUUCAUUCCUUCCUAGUAUUUUGCUCAUUUACAUCUGGGUGUUGGUGUUCCUGUCUUAUUCUGAGAACCAUUUGUAACAAGCUGAGCCAAACUUAGGACUCUUCCCUGUAUAUGGAAUGGAUUUAACUGUCAUCUCUGUGUAGUGUG
Sinocyclocheilus anshuiensis is the source of this 1775-nucleotide messenger RNA. Its product is annotated as dnaJ homolog subfamily C member 5-like. Bases 241 to 849 code for a protein of 202 amino acids. NCBI's taxonomy places the organism in Eukaryota, Metazoa, Chordata, Actinopteri, Cypriniformes, Cyprinidae. The record is from RefSeq and is a predicted model, not a curated record. Gene Ontology annotation, biological process: regulation of synaptic vesicle cycle. The transcript is spliced from 6 exons. Gene Ontology annotation, cellular component: presynapse; membrane; intracellular membrane-bounded organelle.